Molecule: messenger RNA, 581 nt
Organism: Pseudovirgaria hyperparasitica
Lineage: Eukaryota; Fungi; Ascomycota; Dothideomycetes; Acrospermales; Acrospermaceae
Exons: 1
Coding region: 181-543 (120 amino acids)
Source: RefSeq, a predicted model, not a curated record
CCCAUCACCCACCCGUCACCCACGCGUCAAAUUUCACAUACAUACCCAUACACACACUUCCACACACUUCCCACACAUACACACAUACAACACCUCGUCUUCGUUCUCGCUCUCCUGCUUUGCUCCCACCCAACAAACACAGCGUUCGUCAGAGAAAAUUACCGCAUCAAAAACAAAAACAUGUCAUCUCGGUUUCACAACUCACUCAUUCAAUUCCUCGGCCUUUUUUCUUUCUGCUGCUUCCCUUCUUAUCCUUCUUCUUAUCCUUCCUUUGUGGACAACAACCAAAAAAGCGUGUACUACUACUGCUUACUUACUCACUUGACACGUACAUGUGAUGCAUAUGUAUAUAUGCUGCUCCCUGUGGCCGUGCGUGCGUGCGUGCGAGGGAUUAUACGCCUACUACUACUCCUACUACCUCCUGCUUGCUCCUACUGCUCCUACUACUCCUGCUGCUACUCCCCAGGCCAGGGCUGUCAAUAUGACGUCAGUCAGCUAGGCCGACGACGACAGGUGCUGCAGCUAGACACACGGGCGGGGUAAUUAGUAGUAGACCAUCCAGCCUAGGGAACUGUGCGAAA